CAACGUCGUGGUUCCUUUGUCAAUCUUUUUCCCCUCCUCGCUCUCUGUAUUAGCUUGGAGGUCAUUGCAAGUAGGUUGGAAGGUCUAUUAGCUAUUACUCUCUCACCACUCUCUCUGCAACGUGUUUUGCACGUCUUUGUUUCUUCUUUCCCUCAGUCGGCUCAAAUGAGAAAGAUGGAUUCUCGGUUCAUGUGAGAAGCUUCGCGCUGCCCGUGCGCUUCCUUGAGUCGGAGGAGCUCACAGAGUGGAGCUUUUGAGCCCUUCGAGAAGUUCGUGAACCCGAGCCCUUUCCAAGAAACGUCGGUACCGAUGGGCUGCAGCUGGAGCAAAAGUGGGUCGAUACCUCAAACACCAUGUGUCACCAUGUGGGUGAUUAAAGUCUCGGACUUUCUGGACAUGGAUUUUCCUUUACCCCAACAUGAGGAAUGUCUUGCAGCUGGCCUUCUGCAUCGCGCCAACAAAUCGGUGUGGUGCAUUUUUGUAUCACACCAAUGGCUCGGGAAGAGACACCCGGACCCGGGUGGACAUCAAUUUAAAGUCUUGCAAGAUGCCUUGAGAAAUGUCAUUGCAGGGACCACCAAGGUGUCGCGAGAUAUCGCGAGCGAGUUCUACGGGGAUUCUCAUAGCAUGUCAGAUGAGGAUCGAGGACGACUACGUAACGCCUACCUGUGGCUGGACUGGCUCAGUGUUCCUCAGCAUCGAGUUGCCGUUGACCAAGUCUCCGAUCUUCCUGAUUCGAUGCUAUCCCACAGAGCUGUUCUGGAGAAACGUGGACGGCUUACAACGCAGGAUGUGCACAUUUUGUCCAUUCCUGAUUAUGUACAGUACUCGGAUGUGUUUCUGGCUUUGACCCCAGUCUUGCCUCACAAUGACACUGGUGAGCGGUGCAACUACUGCAGCUGGUUCGAGCGAGGUUGGUGUCGGAUGGAAAUGUGGUGCAAGAUGCUCUCGGAGAAAGCCAGCAGCGCCAGCAUGCCGAUGAUCGUGGUCUCAGCGCCCGACCGAGUGACCCUCGAAACGCCUCUCCACUGGACGGAUCGUCCUCCACAUGAAGGAAGGGUCACCUUCGAAGCGGAUCGUGCGGUGAUCUUUUCCAUCAUGAAGCAUCUGCUCCAGCAGAGGCUCAAGUUCCUGGCAAUGCAAAACAAGAAAGACAGCUACUACUACCUCUUGGCAAAGUACGAGACCAUGCUAGGCUUGCCAAGGUGUGAACGAUCUUUAUCAGAUUUCCUGGUGUACUUCGGCUUUGGCUCCAAUCUUGCAUCUGCGAAGAAGUGCAAUAGGAACAUUGGGCCCAUGGCAUGUGCAGUGAUCUCCGGAGAUUGGGCGAUCAUCCCCAAACUUCACGAGAAUGGUUUCUCUGUAAACAUCCAUUUGAAGCCCAUGAUCGAUGUGCGAAUUAUGUCAAGCCUUACUCUCGUACAUUUGGCCGUUGAUGUGAGUUGGAGGCAGCCUAAAGUAUUGGAAACCUUAUUGAAGCUGAAAGCAGAUCCCAAUUCCACAGAUGAUGUCGGCUAUCCCGUCCUGGGCUUCUGUCGGACGCAACGCGAUGUGGAAUUGCUCGUGGCGAGCAGAGCGGACGUGAACCUGCGAAAUGCUCCAUCCAAGCAACUGGCAAUCAGUGUGGCUUGUGAGUAUUGUCAACCGCCAGAGGUGAUUUCGAAGUUGUUGGCCUGUGGCUCCCUCAUCGAUCCACCUGACAACGGCGGCUUGGGCUGUCCUCAUCCACUGGCUUUCUUGAGUAUUUGGGCGACCGCAAACCCGGAUGUCUUGGAGGUGGCUCAGAUGCUCAUUUCAGCCAGAGCUGACGUGAACCAACAAUGUGUGGCCAGUGGAUACUGGCGAGCACUCGAAAUGGCAAGUCGAGCCUAUCUCCAAGUUUGCGAUUCCUCUUCCACCUUGGUGCACUACUUCGCCGAAUGGAGUACGACACCUUUGGGAAUGGCUUGCUUUUUUGGCAGUGAAGAACUGGUUGAUCUUCUCCUCACCGCACGGGCAGAUCCACAUCGCCGCAACCGUCGUGGGCACACGCCCAUACAGUUAGCGCAAACACAAAGAGUUUUAGAAGUGAUUGAUGCCAGGCUAGCACAUUCACAAGCUGAUCGGUCAAGCUGUUCAGCCUUUUCCGUCUAGCCAGUUUUAAGAGCCAGUUAGGUUGGAGGCCAUCGCUAAUCAAUCUUCGAAUUCGGACUGAGCUCGCCAAGCGAGGCUGCGCCGAAAGCUUCGACUUCGGCUUUCGCGACUUUCCAAACACCGUUUCUUGACACCUGACCGAAAAAAUAUGGCGGAUGCUUUUCGGGCAGCGUCCCAUCUUCCAAGCAGUUCAAAUGCAAAAC
This is a messenger RNA of Durusdinium trenchii, 2336 nucleotides long. NCBI's taxonomy places the organism in Eukaryota, Dinophyceae, Suessiales, Symbiodiniaceae. The record is from the annotation of a GenBank genome assembly.